AUGAAUCGGCACACCGUUCUCCAUAUUCGCCUUUAUUUCAUUUAUCUUUGCAUUCACCGGCAGCCUGAACUGGCGGACAAACUGGCCGACGCUCCUCUCACUCCUGAGCCACUUAUCUGUCUUCUCUUCCUGUUACCUGACUCUCUCUCCGCUAAUUCGGAGGAUUCUACCAUCUUCAACCUCGACCUUCACUUCCUCUUUCUUCAGUCCAGGAAGAUCAGCCUUGAUUAUGUGAACUUCAGGAGUUUCCUUCCAGUUUAUACGAAUGUUGGCCAAGGCGGAGCCCUCCCGGUGUCGGUUGGUGCCGGGGACGUUGGUACGGGUGCCGGAGGAGAGGAUGCCUUCGAAGGGUCCCAAAUGUCUAGAGAAAAUGGGUUGAAGAUGUUGCUUCGCCGGCCACCGAAGAAACUUGGAAUCAACGCCAUGGAUGGAUUUCUGCUGCUGUUUGAUGUAGAGAGAGUUAUAAAAACGAGACGAUAA
Molecule: messenger RNA, 480 nt
Organism: Ilex paraguariensis (yerba mate)
Lineage: Eukaryota; Viridiplantae; Streptophyta; Magnoliopsida; Aquifoliales; Aquifoliaceae
Source: the annotation of a GenBank genome assembly